This is a messenger RNA of Trematosphaeria pertusa, 2553 nucleotides long. Its product is annotated as multicopper oxidase. Gene Ontology annotation, biological process: reductive iron assimilation; cellular response to iron ion starvation. NCBI's taxonomy places the organism in Eukaryota, Fungi, Ascomycota, Dothideomycetes, Pleosporales, Trematosphaeriaceae. Bases 404 to 2104 code for a protein of 566 amino acids. The record is from RefSeq and is a predicted model, not a curated record. The transcript is spliced from 9 exons. Gene Ontology annotation, molecular function: ferroxidase activity; copper ion binding. Gene Ontology annotation, cellular component: high-affinity iron permease complex.
GAUCCACAAAAGCUUGGCCCCUCUGGCGCCACGCCCCUAUCUAUCCCCUCUUUCAUCCCGAGGCCGCUGAAUCCCAAUAGCCCUUACCGCCCACCAGCAGCGCGUGGACGACGUCCCUAGUGACACGAUGAAGUACUCUCCCGAUUUUUUUCUGGGACAUGCCGCGCCCGACUGUGCUGAGGAACCCCGACACCGCCUUUGGGUCCACACUCCAGUUGCAUGUGCACAUCGUCAAUACUAUGGUCCCCCAAUGUGCGAGCCCAUGGCUCUUCGUCGACAAAAGCGGUGACAGGCAGUGGAGUCUAAAACGACCGGAGGACCCUGACUUGGCCUUCAGAGGGAGUCAUUGGCGUCUUUUCUUGCUCAUUCCUUCUCUCGUUUUGUCCUCCUGGCCUGAAGAAUCAUGUCUCCCAUCUUUCUUCUCCUAGGGGUUUUCACUCUUUCUUUGGCGAAGACGGUCACUUAUGAUUUUGACAUUGGUUGGGUUUCGGCUGCCCCAGAUGGCUACCUCAGGCCCGUCAUUGGCAUCAACGGCCAGUGGCCUAUUCCUACCAUCGAAGCAAACGUGAACGACACGAUCGUUGUAAACGUGCACAACUCGCUGGGCAAUCAAUCUACCUCGCUCCAUUGGCAUGGUUUGUGGCACUACGGCACGAAUGCCUACGAUGGCCCUGUUGGCGUCACCCAGUGCCCUAUUGCUCCUGGGCAAUCGUUCACGUACACAUUCCAGGCCUAUCCAGCCGGUCCACACUGGUACCACUCUCACGACAAGGGACAAUAUUCCGAUGGCCUCAGAGGGAAGAUGAUAAUACAUGACCCCGAUUGGGAGGCCAGUUUAGAUGUUGAGGAGCAAAUCUAUCUUAGCAUGUCUGACUGGUAUCGCACCCAAAUGCCCUACCUGAUCGAAGAGUACCUGAGCCCCAACAAUACCGAGGGUCACAUUCCGUCGCCAGAUUCCUUCCUCUUCAACGAUACCCGUGCCGGGCCGACCUUGAACUUCAAGCCGGGGAAACGAUACCUCCUGCGUAUCGUUAGUACCGCUUCGGUUGCUUGCGGCGACUUUCAUAUCGACGGGCACACGCUCACUGUUGUAGCUGUGGACGGGGAGCAUGUGCACCCACAGGACGCCGAUACGAUCAUUAUCUGCGCCGGCCAGAGUUACGAUGUUGUAGUCGUCGGACAAUGGAAUCCGCUCAGCAGCGUCAGGUACAUUGCGAAAAUGACUACGGAUAUGCUAAAUCGAGAAAUACCCUCCAAUACAAACCUUACGGUCAUCGGAACACUAGCCUAUAACCUUGACGGCAGGGUUCUCGACUCGAUAUACGGUGGUCCGGACCCGUCUUGGACGCCGACAGCCUUCCUCGACGACACGACGCUCACACCACUCGACGAUCAGCCGCUGCUAAGCUGUGUCACGAAGGAGGUCAAAUUUGUGACGAAUCAGACAUACUACGAGGGUAUCGGAACUCGUAUCGGAAUGGGUGCUCAGCCCUGGGUAGCUCCCAAGGUUCCCUCGCUAUACACUGCGCUCUCAACCGGACCCCUGGCUUCAAUCGCUUCUACUUAUGGUCCCGGAAUAGCCCCUGAUAUCGUCGAGGCGGGCGAUAUUGUCCAGAUCUACAUGGAGAAUCCACAACCCUGGGGUCAUCCUAUGCAUUUGCAUGGCCAUGCAUUCCAAGUAGCCGCGCGAGGCAUCGGUAGCUGGGACGGCAACGAAGAAUCACUGAAUCCGGUACCCAUGAAGCGGAACAAUGUCGUGAUACCAGGCGCAGGCUACCUCGUCCUGCGCUUCAAAGCCGACAACCCCGGCGUGUGGUUCUUCCACUGCCACAUCGACUUCCACCUCGUCGGCGGCAUGGGCGCCGUCUUCAUCGAAGCGCCCGACGUCCUCCAGCGCACGCAGUCCAUCCCUUUCGCCGGCUCCAUGCUCUGCGCCACCAGCGGGGAGUGCACUGAGGGCAAUUGCGCGUGCAAAUCUGGCGUCAUCUCUGCGGCAGAGGCUCACGACGAGUGCAAUACGAUUUAUAAUACUGACAACAUGGAGUAUGGGGCGAUGGUGCCGCUCUCGGGAGCUGAAUGCCAGGGAUUUAAUAAAAGAUGCUGACGGAGCGGUUUGCGGUGUGGGCGGCGGGCUUUCUCUACGGGGGCUUUCGGAGUAUUAUAGAUGGAACUUUACUCGGUAAGGGCAGGGCGCAUGAGGGCGGUAUCUCCAAUUACUUCUUCAUUCUACUUCCUCCCAAGAGCUCCCGUCCAUGACGCAGCCAUUGCCCUAAACCAUCACGCCAUCCUGCCCGCCUUUCAUUCCCCUCGCCUUGUCCCCUUCCUCCCACCCCAGUGCCUGCUUUUCCCCAGGAAACUAAAACAACGGUGCAACUCAACUAAACCUGCAUUCUCGACGGCGAAAUACUUCCCCUCCCCGACACGCGCGACCCCCGCAACACGGCUGAUUUUAACCCGAUCAAUAGGCCCAGCGCCGUACAUAGGGAUCCCAAAAGCAGAUUAUAGUAGGCCACCCCCAUGGCCCCUGAAGCUAAGCGUCUUAGCAAGGCUUAA